Molecule: messenger RNA, 832 nt
Organism: Oncorhynchus keta (chum salmon)
Lineage: Eukaryota; Metazoa; Chordata; Actinopteri; Salmoniformes; Salmonidae
Product: sodium channel and clathrin linker 1-like
Exons: 9
Coding region: 37-756 (239 amino acids)
Biological process (GO): clustering of voltage-gated sodium channels; cilium assembly
Cellular component (GO): centriole
Source: RefSeq, a predicted model, not a curated record
ACGUCAGGCUGUUGUCUAUCUUGGAUUCAAUGCAAGAUGUCCACUGAAGUCGAGUUUUUGCGUGAUCAAGUCCAAAGGCUGAACUCUGCCUUGAGUCACUAUCAGGAUAGGCACCGCUCUGAAGCCACAUCAGCACCACAGGGUGAAGAGGAGAGACACACAGAGACCCCAGCCCCCUGGCUGUCUGACCAGAGUAUAAUGGCUCCCCUCCUAUCAGAGUAUGACCGUCACAUGGAUGACAUGACUGAACAACUGCAGAGCUACCAGAUGCAGAUGACUGCCAUCAGACUGAAGCUGGACACGGUGGUCAAGGAGAACGAACGGCUGCAUGCCGAGCUGAGGGAGUCCGUAGAGAGGCAGCUGCAGACCCUCCCAGUCAGUACAGGACCAGGUGUGGAGGGGGACACACUGGGGGACGAGGGGCUCAUCAGCAACCUUCACCAACAGAUACAGCUCUCUGUACAGGAGCGAGACCAGGCCAUGGAGCUGUGGCAGGCCUCAGCCCAGGAGCUGGACCGUUUACAGCAGCUCUACCAGAUAACCACCUCUGACGGACAGCUCCAUGUUGCCGAGCAACAGCGCCUCAAGGAUCAACUGAUCCAAUUCCAGCAGCACAUCCAGAAACUCCAAGUCACCAAUCAGAAACUGGAAUCUGUAAGUUGCAGCCAAUCACUAGGUCAAAUAUAUAUAUGUGUGUGUAACGUUAUAAUAGUGUUUCUGAUAUUGAAUGUAGAAUGUUGGGUCAUUGGUAAAUAAUGAGUCUGUUUUACACAUGGCUACAACACAACACACUAACUAGACCAGUCAGUCAGUCAGUCUGUUUUACACAUGG